Molecule: messenger RNA, 2130 nt
Organism: Anastrepha obliqua
Lineage: Eukaryota; Metazoa; Arthropoda; Insecta; Diptera; Tephritidae
Product: gastrulation defective protein 1 homolog
Exons: 2
Coding region: 99-2057 (652 amino acids)
Biological process (GO): regulation of DNA double-strand break processing
Cellular component (GO): nucleus; site of double-strand break
Molecular function (GO): protein binding
Source: RefSeq, a predicted model, not a curated record
UUCCUAUACCAACAACACAGAUUAUUUCUUCAUUUAUUCGAAACAGUUGGAAAUAAUCAAUAACAAAUGAUAUAUUCGUGCAUUAAAGUGUAAUAAAAAUGAAUCGCAGUAAAAUUUCCUUCGGGAAAAUAAAUCUUAAUCCCAAUAAGCCUGCCGCAGCAGUAGAAAAACCAGCAGAAAUAGAGGAUGAAGCCACGACUUCGGUGAACACCGGCGGUGGUUUCAAGAAAAUGGGAAAAGAGCAGUUGAUACGUCAAGUAGAAGAGGUGACAGACGACAUGGAAAGUCAGCACCUUAAAGAAGUGAUGGGAAUAAGCGGGUUUGGAAGGAAAACCGCGAAAGUUUUCGAUAUAAAUGAACAAAUAGCCAAAGCACGUGAAGUCGCGCCGCCAAAGCCACGUACAGAUACCGACCAAGGUAAGGCUGGUGAGGAUGAUGAUUCGGAUGAUGAACCUGCAUUUGGCCCCUUACCUACUGACGCUGUAGGUGCUGCAGCAGACACUAAUAAACAAUCAGUGACCAAGUUGAAAAAAACGAAUCCAGACAGUGAUGAUGAUGAGGAUGACGACGACGACGAGAAUAGUGACGAUGAGGGGCAUCUGGAGCGCAAGAUACCGAAUACGCAUGAAGUGCAAAUGCAACAUGGUUCACGUGCUGUGCUCGCACUUGCCGGCGAUCCCGCAGGAGCACGUCUCGUUUCCGGCUCAAUCGAUUAUGAUAUGUGCUUUUGGGAUUUCGCCGGCAUGGAUGCGGCAAUGCGCAGCUUUCGUACCAUACAACCUUGUGAGAACUACCCCAUACGCGCUCUACAUUACUCCGUUACAGGCGACAUGAUUCUGGUGGUGUCAGGUAAUUCACAGGCAAAAAUUCUUGAUCGUGACGGAUUUGAGAAAAUGGAAUGUGUAAAGGGCGAUCAAUAUAUUAGCGACAUGUCGCGUACAAAGGGCCACACCGCUCAGCUUACCUCUGGCUGUUGGCACCCUUAUACACGUGAAGAGUUCCUUACAGCGGCACUCGAUGGCACGCUUCGAAUUUGGCAUGGCCUUAAGUCGAAGGAACAAAAGACAGUAAUUAAAACACGAGCGCAGGGCGGUUUGCGUACCAACGCUUCCGCGUGCAUCUUUAAUCGCGAUGCAACGCUAAUUGCCGCCGGUUGUGCUGAUGGUUCGAUACAGAUGUGGGACACGCGCAAAAUGUUCGUCAACACGACACACUGUUUGCGUGGUGCGCAUCAAAAGGGUUCCGAAAUUAGUUCAAUUCAAUUUUCAUACUUGGGAACGCAUUUGGCAACACGUUCCAAUGAUGAGACAAUGAAGUUGUGGGAUUUACGAAAGUUCAAAGAUCCACUGCAUUCGUGGACUGAUCUAUUUUCACGUUACGACACUACGGAUUGUUGCUUCAGUCCGGAUGAUAAAAUGUUGUUGACUGGCGAAUCAUUACCAAAAGGUGCCAAGGAAGCGCAACUGCAUUUCUAUAGCACACAAACCUUUGAAGAGGUGAAACGUAUUGGUGUUACAGACUCACAUGUCAUAAAAGCACUAUGGCAUCCGAAGCUGAAUCAGAUAUUCGUCGGUUGCGGCAAUGGUGUCAUCAAGUGCUACUACGACGAACUACUCAGUUCGCGCGGUGCCAAAUUGUGCGUGGUCAAGACACAUCGCAAGAAAAAACACACAGAAAUGAUUGGUGUAUCGCAAAUUAUUACACCGCAUGCCUUGCCAAUGUUUAGGCAAGAAAAAUCGAGGUCAUCACGUAAGAAAAUGGAAAAGGAACGUUUGGAUCCAGUCAAAUCGCGGCGACCAGAUUUGCCAAUAACCAGCGGCCAAGGUGGACGUGUUGCGAGCUCAGGUGGCACACUCUCCUCAUAUGUCAUAAGAAAUUUGGGCUUGAGCAAGCGUGUCGAUGACGACCAAGAUCCACGUGAGGCGAUUUUGAAAUAUGCUAAGGAAGCGGAGGAGAAUCCUUAUUGGAUAGCGCCGGCAUACAAAAAGACUCAACCAAAACCGAUAUUCACGGAGAGUUCAGGCGAGCCCGAUGCAAAGAAAGCCAAGGAGGAGUAAUUAAUUUAGUUAGAUUUAGACGAUGAAGACUGCGGUUUGGUACGUAAAUAAAGAAUGUGAGUGUGACCAUCAA